ACGAAGCAGAAGCCAGUAAGUUGCAUUCAAUUCUCUGCGGUAUGAUGUUUAGCAUGAAGUAAUCCUUAAAGCAAACGCUGUCGCCUGGGCUCAAACGUCUGAAACCGGUCGCUUCAUUCGCGGAGGUCAUAAGUAGCCCUUGGUGAUUGGACUUUAAGUAACCAUGACAUCGUUGGGACUCCGGCGAGGGCAUGCAAGAGCUUUCCAAUUCGCGCCAAAUGGCGUCCGCAGCGACUUCCGACUAUUGGAGGUCAAUGAUGAGCUGCUUGCGGAGAUAUGCAAAGACGGCGUUGUCAUCAAGGGAGGUGAGGAGGAGGAGGCGGUGCUGUGCACGUCCAAGAAGACCUUCGCUAUGAAACUGGUUGAGACGACCAACCUUCAACUUCUGGUGCGCCCCACGCAGCAAGACGAGCAGGAGAAGCCCUCGGCCACUCCUCCGGGGCGGCCGCGCGGGAUGAGUCAGGGCCUCCAGACUCAGUGGAAUAGCUUCCGCACCGCGGAAGAGAGCGCGCCUGUGGUCGUCUCCGCCACCAGUACAUCGCACAUCGAGCUUGUGGAGGUGGCCCCGCGGCUGGCGCCGCUGCGGCAGCUGCUAUGGCAGCACCCCUACGGCCUACAGGACGAGCAGGUGGCGGAGGAGGCCGGGCCCGCGGCUGGCGAGGACGGGGACGGGCAGGAGGGCGGAGGGGAUGACGGGCCGCAGCGCAAACGGCGGCGGACUGGUGCAGGCGGCGGCGGCGCGCGCGGCUACACUUUUGAAGAGCUCUUGGAGGUGGUGCAGGCCAGUCCCGAGCAGCUGCUGGCGGCGCUGGCUGCUGAGGGCGCGCUGCUGCUGCGCGGGCGCUGGCGGGCCGUGGACCGGACCUACCUGGGCGAGCUGCUGGAGCACCUGCUGCUGGCGGCCGAGCAGGAGGGCAUGCCGCUGACGGGGCUGCGCGAGGCGCCGCUGGCUGCCAGCCUGCGCGGCGACGGAUACCACCCGGCGGUGGUGGCGCACUGCCUGGGCGUGUACGGCAGCCGCGUGCUGGAGGAGCAGGGGGACAAGGAGCAGGGGGACAAGGAGCAGGGGGACAAGGAGCAGGGGGACACGGGGCGGCAAGCGGCGAGCACAUCAGGCGCGGGCGGCAGCGUCGCCGGUGUGUGGGCUCUGGACGCGACCAAGGUCUGCAUCCAUUUUGCGCACAAGGUGCUCUCGAGCGGCAGCAAUGGCGGCGGCAGCGGCGGGCUGGGGCUGGCGCUGGGGUCGGGUCGGUCCAUGGGUCUGCAGGAGUUCCUGGCCUUGUGGGGGCGUGCGGUGCCCGAGGCGCUGCAGCCCCAGCUCGGCCUGGACCUGCUGAGGGCGGAGACGCUGGUGGAAGGCACGGGCUCGGAGGCGCGCAUCAGCUCCUUCCCCUCCGCCGCGCUGCCCUCCGACCCCGCCCAGCGCUUCUCGCUGCUAUUUACGGUGCGGCCGCGAUGGGCCUGGACCGAUCUGGAGCCGUUCCUGGCGGGGAUCAAGGUGCCGGGCCAGUCGGCCGAGGCAGUGCUGCUGCGCUUCGCCCGCGCCAGCCAGGCCACACCCGACUCGCCGCUCAUGUACACUGCCCGGUAAUAGCAGUUGGGGCGCAGGAAGGCAGGCAUGGGGCAGGAAGGCAGCCAGGGAGGGUGGAAGUGCAGGUGGCAAGGGGGCGGCUAGAGGCGGCAGCUGGAGGCGAGGAAGGACAGCUGGCACCGGUUGAGAUGAUGGAGCAGAUGCUACGGUAGCAGCAGGAGUACAAUGGCGAAUGAGGGAAAGAGGCCCGAAGCAGGACAAUCCCGCUGGAUGGGUCGCGUGUGGCUGGGUGAAGGAGGGAGGAUGGGUGAAGGGUAGCGUGCCCUCCUCGAGGCGGCAGGCUUCGUGCAAGCGGGGUGUGUCAGAGUGCGUACCGGCAGGCCAGGAAGCAGGCCAGGAAGUGCCUGGUAACUUGGAGCUGUGAAGCUGCGUGUAAAAGUCUGAGUAC
Messenger RNA from Chlamydomonas reinhardtii, 1979 nucleotides. RefSeq lists its product as uncharacterized. Gene Ontology annotation, biological process: mitotic sister chromatid cohesion; maintenance of mitotic sister chromatid cohesion. Gene Ontology annotation, cellular component: nucleus; chromosome, centromeric region; chromatin. The transcript is spliced from 11 exons. The record is from RefSeq and is a predicted model, not a curated record. NCBI's taxonomy places the organism in Eukaryota, Viridiplantae, Chlorophyta, Chlorophyceae, Chlamydomonadales, Chlamydomonadaceae. Bases 353 to 1591 code for a protein of 412 amino acids.